This is a messenger RNA of Limulus polyphemus (Atlantic horseshoe crab), 500 nucleotides long. Its product is annotated as extensin-like. Lineage: Eukaryota; Metazoa; Arthropoda; Merostomata; Xiphosura; Limulidae. The record is from RefSeq and is a predicted model, not a curated record. The coding region runs from base 173 to 481 and encodes 102 amino acids. The transcript is spliced from 5 exons.
AUUGCCCCACGCACCGAAAGCUUGCACAAUCUGAUGAAAUUUUAUUAAUGAUAAAAUGCUUUUUUUCGUCUUAUAAAUAUUUGCCCUCUACUGCACAAAGUUCAUAAUGUUGUAUGCGUACGGGAGUCAUAGUAGUUGAGCGAGAGUAUUUUCCUGUAGAUUUUGAAAAGAAAUGGAUUCAUCAAAACCAGCCGCACCUUAUUCAGAACCUCCACCUCCCUAUAGUAGUGCUCCACCUCCAAAUGCUUAUAAUCCUCCACCUGGUGCUUAUGCAGGAGGGGCUGGAUCUGCCCCUUUUCCAACUUAUUCCCAUCAUCCCCCUCCUCCAGGUGGGGUUCCUGUCUUUCCUAUGGCAGCAGGCUAUCCAUCUAAAUCUUCUACUGUGGUUGUUGGAGCCCCUCAUGCUGAACAAGCAGGCUAUCCACCUAAGUCUUCCACUGUGGUUGUUGGAGCCCCUCAUGCUGGACAAGGUCAGUGUUGAAGUGUUUUUCUGCUAACUU